AAAAACGUAUAUCCUCAUAAGUAAAGUUACGUUCUCGACAAUUUUUAAAUAUAUUACUUCAAUUAUGGCUUGCCUUUUGCGAUAUUUGCAGCAUCCGGCCUUUGCUUUAAAGCAUUCAUUUCUUCCAACACCACAACAUGGAAGAUUUUUCAGUGUGCCAAAGUUUAAUAAGCAAUUUUUGUUCAGACACUUCUCCGCGUCGGCGGAUGCCAACGAUCAUGAUGAAAGAAAGGGACCCGGCUCAGAUUAUUCACCUCCGAAAAAAUGCGAAGAUGAGCAGGAUGAAGAAAAAGCUAGGCCAUUAUCUGCAGGCUGUGGAGGUUUUGGAGAAGUAGAGCAGGAUAAAGCAGAUUCCAAAAGAACAGCAUGUCAAGAUGUAACAGCCGAACAACUGAAAACUGGAAAAGGCAAAAUAUCUAAACAAGAAGAUAAAAUACGACCUAAGGCACCAGUGGUUGGAAAAAUUUCUGCUAUUAUUGGGCCCAUAGUAGAUGUGAUUUUUGAUGAUAACGUUCCCGAAGUUAUGAAUGCAAUGAUUGUACCAGAUUAUCCAGGCGGAAAACUGGUUUUGGAGGUAUUUCAUCAUCUUGGUGGCGGUGUCGUGCGUUCCGUGGCAAUGGACAGUACGGAAGGACUGCGUCGUGGCCAAAGGGUACUUGAUACUGGUUAUCCAAUCAGAGUGCCCGUGGGAAAAGAAUGCUUGGGUCGCGUCAUGAAUGUUGUUGGCGAUCCAAUUGAUGAGCGUGGUCCAAUUCAGUCUAAUUUCAAUUCAUUCAUACAUGCAGACCCCCCGGAGAUGGUAGAUUUAACCGUGAGCCCAACAUUACUAGAAACCGGCAUAAAGGUCAUUGAUCUGUUGGCUCCAUAUGUAAAGGGUGGGAAAAUUGGCCUUUUCGGAGGUGCCGGUGUAGGUAAGACAGUCCUCAUUAUGGAGUUAAUCAAUAAUGUGGCUAAAAAACAUGGAGGCUAUUCAGUAUUUGUUGGCGCUGGUGAGCGUACUCGAGAAGGUAAUGAUCUCUAUAUGGAAAUGAUUGAGUCCAAAGUCAUUUCUAUCGAAGAUGACAGUUCGAAAGUAGUCUUGGUAUAUGGGCAAAUGAAUGAACCACCUGGGGCACGGUCGCGUGUUGUAUUAACUGGUCUUACAAUAGCAGAGUACUUCCGUGACAUAGAUGGACAAGAUGUGUUGCUAUUCAUUGAUAAUAUCUUCCGUUUUACACAGGCGGGUGCUGAAAUUUCGGCACUACUGGGACGUAUACCAUCUGCUGUUGGGUAUCAACCUACUUUAGGUACAGAUAUGGGUACAAUGCAGGAGCGAAUCACUAGCACCAAAAAUGGUUCCAUAACAUCCGUUCAAGCUGUUUAUGUGCCUGCUGAUGAUCUCACUGACCCAGCACCCGCUGCUACCUUCGCACAUUUGGAUGCCACCACAGUAUUGUCGCGUGCUACUGCUGAGUUAGGAAUUUAUCCGGCGGUGGAUCCCUUGGAUUCAACAUCACGUAUAAUGGAUCCAACCAUUGUGGGUGAAGAACACUAUAAUGUAGCUAGGGGCGUACAAAAGACGCUACAAUCGUAUAAAUCACUGCAGGAUAUAAUUGCUAUUCUUGGAAUGGACGAGCUCUCCGAAGAUGACAAAUUGAUUGUGGCACGCGCUCGUAAGAUUCAACGUUUCCUCUCACAACCUUUUCAAGUGGCGGAAGUAUUUACUGGACAUCCUGGAAAAUUGGUAUCCGUUGACAAGACUGUGGGGGGUUUCAAACGCCUUCUUGACGGAGAAAUGGAUGACUUGCCGGAGAUUGCCUUUUAUAUGGUCGGUGAUAUAAAUGAUGCUAUCGAAAAGGCCAGAAAUUUGGCAAUAGCAAUGUCCGUGGAAAAAUAAAAAUAUGUUUUUGUUUAUUUUUAUUCUUCAAUGCACAACAGUCUGUAUAUGUACAUGU
Anastrepha obliqua is the source of this 1934-nucleotide messenger RNA. RefSeq names its product ATP synthase subunit beta, mitochondrial-like. Bases 65 to 1876 code for a protein of 603 amino acids. Gene Ontology annotation, biological process: proton transmembrane transport; proton motive force-driven mitochondrial ATP synthesis. NCBI's taxonomy places the organism in Eukaryota, Metazoa, Arthropoda, Insecta, Diptera, Tephritidae. The record is from RefSeq and is a predicted model, not a curated record. Gene Ontology annotation, molecular function: proton-transporting ATP synthase activity, rotational mechanism; ATP binding; ATP hydrolysis activity. The transcript has 7 exons.